UGCCUUGACCCAGUAGCGGAAGUAGGAACGCUUCCGGUUUGACGCUCCGCUGGCGGUUGGACAUUCAACAUGGCCGCGGGACCAAUUUCGGAAAGAAAUCAAGAUGCGACUGUGUAUGUGGGCGGCUUGGAUGAAAAGGUGUCAGAGCCAUUACUGUGGGAGCUCUUCCUGCAGGCUGGUCCUGUGGUCAACACACACAUGCCCAAAGACAGAGUCACUGGCCAACAUCAAGGGUAUGGCUUUGUGGAGUUCCUCAGUGAAGAAGAUGCUGAUUAUGCCAUAAAAAUCAUGAAUAUGAUAAAGCUCUAUGGAAAACCGAUUAGGGUCAAUAAGGCCUCAGCACACAAUAAAAACCUAGAUGUUGGUGCAAACAUCUUCAUUGGAAAUUUGGACCCAGAGAUAGACGAGAAACUUCUCUAUGACACUUUCAGUGCUUUUGGUGUGAUUCUCCAAACGCCGAAGAUAAUGCGGGACCCAGACACAGGAAACUCGAAGGGCUAUGCAUUCAUUAACUUUGCCAGUUUUGAUGCGUCGGACGCGGCCAUCGAGGCCAUGAAUGGCCAGUACCUCUGCAAUAGGCCUAUCACGGUGUCCUACGCUUUUAAAAAGGAUUCCAAAGGAGAGCGACACGGUUCGGCCGCCGAGCGACUGCUGGCUGCACAGAACCCCCUGUCCCAGGCUGACAGACCGCAUCAGCUGUUCGCCGAUGCUCCACCACCAGUGACUGCACCGGCAGUCCUGACUGCGAUGGGAACAGCAAUGACCAUUCCAGGUCUCCCUCCUCCUGGUGCUUUUCCUCCUGUUCCUCCCCCUGGAACAAUGCCCCCAGCAAUGCCCCCUAGUAUGGCUAUGCCUCCAAAUGCAGUACCAGUUCAACCAGUGUCUGCUGGUGGACCUCUGUCUGGACCACCGCCUUUCCCCCCAGCCAACAUGCCUCCAGGUAUGCCACAGAUGCCCAUGCCGCCUCCUGCUCCUCCUGGCAUGGUGCCUCCACCUCCUGCUCCCCCAGGAUCUGCUCAGCGAGCUCCACUUCCUCCAAAUAUGCCACCACCUCCACCAAUGGGCAUGCCUCCUCGGGCGCCCUAUGGACCUCCUAUGGGUAUGAGAGGGCCUCCUCCUCCUAUGCCUCCACCCGGCUACGGCGCAGCCCCUCCUGGUCCUCCUCGUCCUCCUUUUGGUUUUCAGAGAGCCCCCCCGAUGCCACCUAGGCCCCCAGGUGCCCCUCCUCGGGUGCCUUAACAGCACCAUGAUCCAUGUUAGACGGCAUAAAUCAGCUGCUGUUUAGCUUUUUUUGUAUGUUCAAGGUUACUCCUGUUGUUUCAGUAUCUUUCUU
Messenger RNA from Cyprinodon variegatus (sheepshead minnow), 1333 nucleotides. It is a transcript of the gene sf3b4, whose product is annotated as splicing factor 3b subunit 4. Gene Ontology annotation, biological process: positive regulation of mRNA splicing, via spliceosome. The transcript has 6 exons. The coding region runs from base 70 to 1239 and encodes 389 amino acids. NCBI's taxonomy places the organism in Eukaryota, Metazoa, Chordata, Actinopteri, Cyprinodontiformes, Cyprinodontidae. The record is from RefSeq and is a predicted model, not a curated record. Gene Ontology annotation, molecular function: RNA binding. Gene Ontology annotation, cellular component: U12-type spliceosomal complex; nucleolus.